Molecule: messenger RNA, 1037 nt
Organism: Serpula lacrymans var. lacrymans S7.9
Lineage: Eukaryota; Fungi; Basidiomycota; Agaricomycetes; Boletales; Serpulaceae
Exons: 5
Coding region: 329-817 (162 amino acids)
Molecular function (GO): carbon-sulfur lyase activity
Source: RefSeq, a predicted model, not a curated record
AUGAGACUCCUGGCACUCCUGGUAAGCAAGUGAGCCUGCAGUCACUCUGCGCGUAUAGUCAUCCCCACUUCCCACUGCCAAGUGUUGAACUAACGAACGAAUAAUACAGAGAUAGAGGAAACCUAGUUGAUUAUGAUCCAAAGGACACUAUGGAAAAACUCUCGGGCCGGACCGAUUCAUGAUGACAUGUAUAUCAGGACCCAGGCGACUCAUGUAUCGUCUCUUCUAUCAACUACCUGCAAAUAUCUACCGCGUAAAUAAGAGCCCGUCUUUCAGACAUAUCCAAUACAACAAAAACCAGUUCAUCUUCACCUCUUCUUUUCGUAAAAUGCCUGUCGAGCUCAAGGGCAGUUGUCAUUGUGGUGCCGUGAAAUUUACUGUUGAGAGUAGUACCCCUGUCCCUUAUCAGCUUUGUGUUUGUUCUAUUUGUCGCAAAGUGGGAGGUGUUGGAGGGUCGAUCAAUCUUGGCGCUCUUUCCAGCACACUGAAAAUUGAAGGUAAAGAAAACAUCAGUGUUUACAAAGCUAUCCUCGACCGCGGUACUCCAAAGGAAUCAGUCGCUUCAUCUGAAAGAAAUUUCUGCAACAAGUGCUCUGCCAUGCUUUGGUUGUAUGAUGAAAGUUGGCCCGAGCUUCUACACCCAUUCGCCUCAGCCAUCGACUCUGAACUGGAAUCUCCAGAGAAAUUAGUCGUGGUGAAAACAAACUCAAAGCCCGACUAUGUGCGCUUACCAGAAGGUCCAAAAAGCUUGCAUAAGAAUUACGGUUCGGACUCUAUCGAAGGCUGGCAUAAGAAAAAUGGCAAGUUUGUCGAGUGAGAUGAGCUAUAGAAGGAGAAAUUCACAAUAAGCUGGCUGUUCUAUCGCGGUGUAAGCUUUUCUGUCGAGGUUGGUUAAUGCCUUUAUCGCUCUUUGUGGGGAUGUUUGCUUUUCUGUAACGUUGGACCCUGCGCCAUAUGUAUUUGUAAUUCUUUUCUUUGUAUUGACCAUCAAGGUAGACACCUUUCUCUAGUAAUAUAACAGCGAAUUGAGAGAAAGU